AUAUUGAAAGUGGAAAGAAGCUGUUUGUUAUUAUAACUAAAUACUUCGUUGGUCUGUGUAAAUUGUGUAAUAGUAAAGUAUAAAUUCGCACAGAAUUUUAAGCAUGCUUUAAUAAAACAACAAUUUAAUCAUGUUGACAUUAUACUAUUUAAUGAAAAAAUCUAAAAGUAAGUCGAAAUUAAAUGCUUUCAAUUAUUAUAAAAAUGUACAACGAAAUAAGAAUAAACUCUUAAAAUCAAAAGAAGGCAUCAUCACAAAAUGCCGCGUGUGCUUGCAAGAAGGUUGUAUGCCGAUUUUCGGGAGCGAAGAUACGGAAUCAAUUGUUGAGGCACUAGCUGCUGUCGCCAAUAUAACAGUGACUGAAAAUGAAGGGCAUCCAACGUAUUUGUGUGAUAUAUGCCACGAGUUCAUUAAAGGAGCCAUAUUAUUUCGAAAAGUUGCCAGAGAAUCUGAGGAAAUUCUAAAACAACCAGUCAAGGAAGAAUCUUUGGAUGAACAAACAUAUGACCAAGAUAAUCAAGAAUUCAGCGACAGCAGCUUACCCUAUGAUACGAAACAGCCCGAAAAGUGGGACAAUGAAGAGGUUAAUCAAGUGAAACCUGAAAAAAUUAAAACAAAAAUAAAAUAUGCACCCAAAGUGACUUGCAGUGUUUGCAACAAGGUCAUAAACCGCUCCUAUUACAAGGAACACAUGACUAUGCAUGACCCAGAUCAUAAAAAGUAUGUGUGUGAUGUUUGUGGUAAGUCAUUCAGACUGCGGUGCGCUUACCACAACCAUAGCUUAAGGCAUGGAAACGAGUUCCCAUACAAAUGUCAAUUUUGUCCAUAUCGAGGAAGAUAUUCAGAGCUACUUAAAACUCAUAUGAGAACUCACACAGGGGACUAUCGGUACAUGUGUACAGAAUGUCCAGCUAGGUUCCUAUUCAAAAGUAACUUGAAUAGUCAUGCAUUGAAGCACAAAGAGCCACAACUUCAAUGUGAAGCUUGCAAGAGAGCUUUUCACACAAAAUUGUUGCUGCAAAGGCAUUAUGAAGCUGACCACUUGGGCAUUAAGAAUCAUGUUUGCAAUAUUUGUGGGAAAGCAUUUGGGUACAGAAAUGCUAUGAUGAAACAUCAGAGGCAUGUGCAUAAGAGGGAAAAACUACUGUUUGGCAGAAUGCCUGCUUAUUUAGAGGCCCAAAAUAGAAGUGAAGAGGGUGAUUAAUUUUUGUAUUAUGUUGUUCUCAGUUAUUGUACCUUAAUUUUUAUUGUGUAA
Helicoverpa armigera (cotton bollworm) is the source of this 1255-nucleotide messenger RNA. Its product is annotated as zinc finger protein 583. Gene Ontology annotation, molecular function: DNA-binding transcription factor activity, RNA polymerase II-specific; RNA polymerase II cis-regulatory region sequence-specific DNA binding; zinc ion binding. The record is from RefSeq and is a predicted model, not a curated record. Gene Ontology annotation, biological process: regulation of DNA-templated transcription. Gene Ontology annotation, cellular component: nucleus. The coding region runs from base 131 to 1204 and encodes 357 amino acids. Lineage: Eukaryota; Metazoa; Arthropoda; Insecta; Lepidoptera; Noctuidae. The transcript has a single exon.